AUGGCGAAUAAAUCUGGAAAAAGCAAUUCCAAAUUCCUGAGUAGUAAAACUCCGGUGCGGAAAAACAGUUUAGAGAACCUAAGAUCUCAGAAAUCAGUUACCCCUGACCGACCCACCUUGACCCCGGACCGACCCACGUACAAGAACAGUGUCAACGCUAUUGCAAACUUUGCCUUAGGAGACGCAGAGUCAAAUGGUCAGAGCUAUGUAUCCUCCCCUCCCCAGAAUUAUGUGGCCUCCCCUCCCCCUCCGCCCUACACAGGAUAUCAUCAUAUAGUUACCACAGAUUCAUUAUCCAGAUCAUCCUCCCGUGUAUCAACUGCAACUACUGGACUGGAUAAUCAGAUAAAUCAGCUCUCAAUGCAACUAGACAGAGGAGUUUCCAUAUCACAGAUACAGGGAGAUGAGGUGUAUCCUAAGAUGAUGAGAUCCGGUUCUAGUUUAUCCGGAUCCGGGGGUAAACUAGAGGAAAUAUAUCCUAAAAUAUUGGUCCAGAGAUCCAAGGAUUAUCCUACUAUACUGUUCCAGCGAUCCUCUCCUAUAUCUGGACAUCAAAUCUAUCCUCAGCUGAUCAAACAAAGAUCAAACUCACAGAUAUCAUCGCAACAACUGGCACAGCAGCUGUCACAACAGCUGUCAUCACAACAACUUUCCCAACAACUAUCAUCGCACCAGCUGUCCCAGCUGUCAACUCAAGUCUCUGCACAGAUGAACCAUCAGCUUAACUCAGCUGUGGUAACAGCUUCCCUGGAUGAUAUUUAUCCUAAGCUCCAGGUUGGGGCUGGAGGACGUCUGGUCCAGGUUCUAUCCCAGGACCAAGUUGAGGAGGUCUAUCCUAAGGUCCAGGUUGGGGCCGGAGGACGUCUGGUUCAAGUCUUCUCUGACCAAGGAGACGAUAUUUAUCCUAAAUUAGUGAAAUCUGGAGGUCAAACCCCCUCAGGAACAAAAACAAUUAGAAAAUAG
Eurytemora carolleeae is the source of this 963-nucleotide messenger RNA. RefSeq lists its product as uncharacterized. Bases 1 to 963 code for a protein of 320 amino acids. Lineage: Eukaryota; Metazoa; Arthropoda; Copepoda; Calanoida; Temoridae. The record is from RefSeq and is a predicted model, not a curated record. The transcript has 6 exons.